AUGUCUGAGUCAAAUCUUUUAGGAAAUGGGCGUGUUUCUUCCAGGAUCUCUCUCCCAUUCCACUGGCUACAUGCAGAUGCCAGCAAGACCCCAGAGGAGAUACAGAGGGCAAAGCCUGGGACCCGGAAUGAUCACAUGGAAGAGACCCCCUCCUCUGGCCUCAAGACCUGCCUAGGACUGGCAGGGAAAAAGUUACCAUUUUGUGCAAAUGCAAUCUUUGCUUCCGCCACUCUUGACUGUGAAGAGCGAUUUAAGGUGUGGCUACAUCUCUGUGAUGGGUUACCAGGUGGGUCAGAGCAGCUGCAGAGACCCCCGGGCACUCAGGCCGAGGACGCCUCCAGGACAGGUGACGUUCCGAUAAAGACUGUCCCCCUUGUCGACGCCGAAUGUGGCAGCGGCCGGGCUUCUGCCGUCCCCGACCCUUCCUCUGUUGAUCCACCCUCAGACCCAUCGGCCGAGCGUAUUUGUUUGAUGUUUUCUGACGUGACUUCACUGAAAAGCUUUGACUCUCUUACAGGCUGUGGAGAUAUUAUUGCAGACCAAGAGGACGAGGCAGGUCCCAGCUGUGACAAGCAUGCCCCCGGGCCGGGCAAGCCAGUUCCCUCUAAAAAGAACCCCAGCGUGGUGGCCUACCAAGGCGGAGGGGAGGAGAUGGCCAGUCCGGACGAGGUGGACGACACCUACCUCCAGGAAUUCUGGGACAUGCUCUCUCACACUGAGGAUCAAGGACAAGGACCCCAAGAAGGAGCGGCUAAGACGGCACCUGCACUGGACACCAAGGUGGUGCCCGAGACCUCCAAAGACGCCAGGUGUGUGGAAGCGGCCAAGGACGUGUCCUCGGUCAAGCGCAGGAGGCUCACCCGGAUUCCCAUUGAGCUCCAUCCAAAGGAGGAGCCCAAACACCCGGAGAAAGAGCAGCAGGAAGGCGUCCCCAACAGUGACGAAGGCUACUGGGAUUCCACCACGCCCGGCCCAGAGGAAGACCCCACCGGCGGCGGUAAAAAGGCCGGCAUCCCCCGGGAUAGCUACAGCGGGGACGCGCUCUACGAUCUCUACGCUGACCCGGAUGGAAGCCCGGCAGCCCUUCCUGCAAACGAGGAGACGACCCACUCGUCCCGCUUAAAGCCCGUGUCGCCAGGCACCAUCACCUGUCCACUGCGAACACCAGGCAGUUUGCUGAAGGAUUCUAAAAUCCCUAUUAGUAUCAAGCAUCUCGCGAACCUUCCAUCCAGCCAUCCUGUUGUGCACCAGCAACCAGCCAGGAGUGAGAUGCCCAGAACAAAAAUCCCGGUUUCCAAAGUGCUGGUCCGUAGGGUCAGCAACCGGGGCUUGGCUGGGACCACCAUCCGGGCAGCAGCUUGCCACGACAGUGCCAAAAAGUUGUGAGGUCUCUGAGGCCAAGGUGGAUGGGCCACAUUUCAAGGAAUACAACUUUCCCCCUGGAAACCACUAAAGCAAGUUGUGCUUCCCCUAAAGAAAGUCUUUUAGGACUGCUCCAGAGCCUGGACAGAGGAGGUCUUCGUGCAGUGAGCAGGGGCAAGGUAAACCAGGGAGGGGGCGCUGUGCUUGGGAUUCUCCUCUCAAGAUAUGUUCCUGGAAAUUAUUUUCAAGCAUUUUUUCUUUUUCAUCAUUUUAAAAAAUCAUCUUUCCUUUUUUCUUUAAUGCACUGAGCAUUUGGAAGCCACCUUUACUUGCCUUUGUGGACAACAGGACUUAACCAAACCUAAGAGUCAUGCCAGGAUAUUGGGCUGUGUCAGGGUCCUGAGGACACGGAGGAACCACUGCAGAACCAGAGGCGCUCUCCUCUUCCAGAACACCUUCCUUCUUUCCUUCCUUCCUUCCUUUUCUUUUCCUUUCCAGGAAAAAAAAAAAAUACCCCUUGCUGUAUCACUGUGUGGAAAACACCUACAAAGCUGAAAGAGGUAUUUACCUGAUGAGCAGAGAGCAUUUUUGAUUGGCAGAAAACUUUCCUACUUUCAGUUGCUAGGUAUGCAAACAGGUAAAUGUCUACCAACUGGAAAAAUAAAGGACAGUUUUGGUUUGGUUGGUUCAGAUCAUUUGUUUGGGGAGAAAUAAAGGCUAAGCAGAGCAAGUUUUUGAUCCCCCCCCUCCCCCCGCCCAGUACAGAAAUCAGGAGUAGGGAAAGAUUUCACUAAAUACCAAUAGACACAGUAUUUAAGCAUUUGCAAACGGUAAACCUUCUCAUGUAAAGAUAACACAUGUUUUAAAGUUUAUCCUGCCGUUAACAUUUUAUAUAAUCUGUCAAUAACCUAGAAUAUAAAAUCUGGUCUUAUAGCCAGAUAUGAUCACUGUCCCCAAACCAUUGAUGUUCCUUUAUGUACUAUAAUGGGAAGCACUUCUGGUUUUGUUUAUAUGGGUUCUCUGGUUCUCAAAAAAACAAACAAACAAACAAAAAAACUACUGUGUUGCCGUUCCAGAGGAAUGGUUCAGCCUUGCCUUUGGUAAAACUCUGUUUCUCACUCCAAACCCUGGUUUUCAGAGAUUUUGCCUUGGUUAUAAAAUUUUGGAUCCAACCAUUCCUCACUAUGGGGAAACCAAAAUGAGGAACACAGGGGAAAAAAAUAGAAAAACAUAGUUUUUACGUUAUUUGACUUUUGCUUUAUAGACUGAUGACUGAGACAGGAUAUGAUACAUUGGCAAGCGAUGUAUCAUAAACACUUUAUGCCAAGAUUUUUUUUAAAAAGUGGUUUACUUAUAUGUAUGUUUUCUAAUAUUUCAGAUAAAACGUUUAUUUCAGAAAGGGUUAUUAUAUGCGUAGAUAGUUUGAGUGAUAAAUUGAAGCAUUUCUGAGAAUACUAUUUUAAUCUAAUGAUUAAAUUAAUAUCCUUUUUGAAAUGCACUUCAGUGUCAAAAGACCAGAGCUUCUAUUAGAAGGUGAUUCAUCAUUCAGGAAGACUACAUAUUCAAGUGAAAUUAUACAUAUGUAAAUGCCAUAAACAUUUUGUGUAACUAUCAUUUUCCAGAGAGAUUGCCUAAGUAAUCAACUGUUAUUACAUGCUUUUUGAGUAUUUUUUGCUUUGUAAAGGAAAGAAGACAAGUUAAAUAUACGAAAACCUAUUUUAAUAAUAUGAAGGAAGUAAUAAAAUAAAUGGGCAUCAAAAGAAAAAAAAAUUGAGCCAAUAGCAUAAACCAGAACAUCCCCCAUUUUAAGUUUGCAGUGAUUCAAUUAGAAGAGGUAGGAGAGGUUUGCUGAAUUUCUUUAUUAGUCAGAUUUCUGGCUUUAUUGCAUUGUUUCAGAUCCUUAAUAUUAUCUCAAGGUAGUGUUUUAAUAUUUAAUUUCCUUGUGUCUAUAGAUGAGGCCCUACAUGAGGCAGGAUACACCAGAGAGGGGGAUGCUGCACUUGGGAUUCUCCUUGAGAACUGGGAUAUUAAGCAUAGCCUUAAGCAUUCUGGACACAUCCAUCAGGAACUCAUAUAAGCACCUCACACUCACACUGCUCGUGUUCUCAACUGUGUGCAAACUGACAGACAAAAGACAUCUACUGUAGAUUUGGAAAUAUUUUAGAGAUUAUUUCUGUCUUGAGAAAGGGAUUUAAAUUUGAUUUAAUGCUGAUAGUACUAUUUAGAGUCAGAAUACAUUCGUUUUCCCCUAGUGAGUGCAGAGAACAUAAAUUUUAUUCCUAGUUGUAAAACAAAGGAUCUUUAUUUCCUUCUUGUGUUAUAUUCUUUGUGUGAAUUCAAGGUAAAGCUUUAUUUGUUCAUUUGUUCGAUUGUACAGGAAUGUUCAGAGCAUCUGAAGAACAGAUGAGAAUAAUGUAAUAGGAAAGGCAAUCUAUUUCUUAAGCUAAGCACUGGAAGUAACUAUUUUUGCUUUCAUAAUUUUAGGACUUAUUUCUGCAUUUACACCACUAUUAUGUGUCUUCUCUUCGUAAGUAAAAGAAACUGUUAGCAAAGUUUACCUUAAUUUCCCAUCUGUCAAUUAACAGUUAUAAAAGAUUUAGUU
Messenger RNA from Galeopterus variegatus (Sunda flying lemur), 3964 nucleotides. It is a transcript of the gene AMER2, whose product is annotated as APC membrane recruitment protein 2. The record is from RefSeq and is a predicted model, not a curated record. The coding region runs from base 1 to 1386 and encodes 461 amino acids. Gene Ontology annotation, biological process: regulation of canonical Wnt signaling pathway. The transcript is spliced from 3 exons. Gene Ontology annotation, molecular function: phosphatidylinositol-4,5-bisphosphate binding; beta-catenin binding. NCBI's taxonomy places the organism in Eukaryota, Metazoa, Chordata, Mammalia, Dermoptera, Cynocephalidae. Gene Ontology annotation, cellular component: plasma membrane.